AGAUUUUUGAACAUCGCAAUUUGACUGGGUGUUCUUGAUCUUCUUCCAUCUGCAAGAAGGUCGAAUCCCCAAAGGACAAAGAGGGUUUAAGGCUUCCUGGGUCGAACCAUCCUUAAACCCUACGCCGGGAUUAGCUGUCGGGUUGUUGGUUGGUUUCGGUUGGACAUGGGGAAGCAGAGGAUAAUACUGCCGCCGGACCUUCCGCCGGAGGUAGCGGAGGAGGAAAUCCAAGUCUCCGACGAGGACUUGCAGUUCGUCAACGACAACCUCGACUACGCCGGCUUCGUGUCCCGUCUAGACACCCGUUCCAUCACCAAGCAUGUGACGCGAGUGGCUGACCUCAAAGAAGAUGCUCUGGAAGCCCUCUAUGAGAAGAGGUUGAAGAAGAAGAAGGCCUUGCAGAAAGAGGAGGAGGAGGAGGAGGAGGAGGAGCAACCCGGGAUUCCAGUGGGUCAUGUGGAUGCUCUGCCUGUCAAGACCUUGGACGGCCAACUAUACUAUCGCACUUUGUUAAAUGCAUCCAAACAAUCUGAAGGUGCGGGUGAAGGGGAAGGAGCCACCCAAGAGACAGAUAAGGGUCUGGUGAAGCUCACUAAAGCUGAAAAGCGAGCUAAGCUAAAAAAAAGCAGGAAAGAAGCUAAGAAGCAGGCGAAAGAGCUGCCUCCAGAUGAAGUGAAAGACAACCCCCAACGAGCUGUUUUGGCUGAGUUGAAGGAGGACGUCACUGCAGAAGAGUCAUUUGAAACUAAGAAGUGUAAACUUGCGGAACUGGGAAUUGCUCUGCUUGCUGAUCCAGAUUCUAAUAUUAAACUUCUAAAAGAAAUGCUGCAGAUGUGCAAUGAUGACAAUCAUGCCAUCAUUAAGCUUGGGCUUCUAUCUUUGUUGGCUGUGUUCAAAGACAUCAUUCCUGGUUACCGCAUUAGACUUCCUACUGAGAAGGAGCUCGAGAUGAAAGUUUCAAAAGAUGUCAAGAAGAUGCGGUAUUAUGAAUCGGCACUUCUGUCGGCAUACAAGGCCUACCUGCAGAAGUUGAUGGUUUUAGAAAAGGUCUCCUUGUAUCAACAUGCGGUGGUUCGCUGCAUCUGUGCUUUGCUAGAUGCUGUUCCUCAUUUCAAUUAUCGCGAGAGCUUGGUUGAAGUUGUUGUCAGAAACAUAAGUUCCUCGGAUGAGGUCAUAAGGAAACUUUGUUGUGACACUAUUAAGUCACUUUUUACAAAUGAGGGUAAACACGGCGGUGAAGUGACUGGAGCGGCUGUUCGAUUGAUUGCACAUUAUGUGAAAGCUCAUAAUUGUCAGAUGCAUCCUGACUCUAUUCAAGUACUUAUGUCUCUGUCAUUUGACGAGGAUCUUGGUAGAUCUGCAGCACCAGAUAAGGAUAAAAAUGUUAGAAAUAAGAAAUAUAAGAAAGGAAACCGAUUGGAGGAAUCAAGCCAUAAACAACCGACUGAUAGAAAGAAAUCUAGGCAAGAAAUGAUGUCGAAAAUGAGGGAAGAGGUUGCUGCUGAUUAUAAAGCAGCUAGUUUCGCUCCAGAUAUUAUGGAGCGUCGAAGGAUGCAGUCAGAGACACUAUCUGCCGUAUUUGAGAUAUAUUUUCGUGUUCUGAAGCACACUAUGCAGUCAAUUGUGCCCAGACCUAAUGGAGAUACUGGUACAACUCAUGUGACUGAGGCUCACCCACUCCUUGGACCAUGUUUGGAUGGUCUAGCAAAAUUUUCUCACCUGAUUGACUUGGAUUAUAUUGGAGAUCUCAUGGACUACCUUAAAAAGCUUGCAUGUUCUGGUGGAAAAACAGACAGUUCUGGAAAAUGCGUGACUGUCUCGGAAAGACUUCGCUGUUGCAUCAUUGCUUUCAAAGUGAUGAAAAACAAUCUCGAUGCUUUGAAUGUUGAUUUGCAAGAUUUUUUUGUUCAGUUAUACAACCUCAUACUUGAAUACAGGCCUGGAAGAGAUCGGGGUGAGGUGCUAGCUGAAGCUCUAAAGAUGAUGUUGUGCAACGAUAGGCAACAUGACAUGCAGAAGGCCGCAGCAUUCAUAAAGCGUUUGGCCACAUUCUCUUUAUGCUUUGAGUCUGCAGAGUCCAUGGCUGCCUUGGUCACUUUAAAGCAUCUUCUCCAAAAGAAUAUGAAAUGUCGGGUUUUGUUGGAAAAUGAUCCUGGAGGUGGCUCAGUAUCAGGUUCUGUUGCGAAAUAUCAACCAUAUGCCUCGGACCCUAAUCAAAGUGGUGCACUAGCUUCCGUGCUUUGGGAACUCAACCUUCUAACAAAACAUUAUCAUCCAACAAUUUCAACUUUGGCUUCUGGCAUCUCUAACUUGAGCGUUGCUCCUACCCAAGCUCAUCUCUCUACUCUCUCCCCACAACAAGCUUUUCUAAACUUAUCACUUGAACGGGAAUCCUUCAGCGUGAAGAGCAAUGCUGUGAAGUUGAGCAACAAGAGGAAACGUGCUAGUGAUGGAGUGGUGGCAUCCAGUGUGGCCCAGCUUCUGGAGGAAGCAAGUUCUCUCAAUGAAGAUGAGGUGAAAAAGAAGCUAUCAGAGCAUUAUAUGCUCCUGCGCGACAUCAAAGAGAAUGAGAGAUUGAGGAGUGAGUUAGAUCGUACAACAAGGGCACUCAGAUUAUAUGACGAAUACAAGAAGCAAAUGAAGCAAAAGCGAAGGCGAAAAAACCAUAUAUCCUGAAUUUAUAGAAAAUCGGCCUCUGCCU
This is a messenger RNA of Syzygium oleosum, 2701 nucleotides long. RefSeq names its product nucleolar complex-associated protein 3. The transcript has 13 exons. Gene Ontology annotation, biological process: DNA replication initiation. Gene Ontology annotation, molecular function: chromatin binding. The coding region runs from base 166 to 2676 and encodes 836 amino acids. Gene Ontology annotation, cellular component: nucleolus. NCBI's taxonomy places the organism in Eukaryota, Viridiplantae, Streptophyta, Magnoliopsida, Myrtales, Myrtaceae. The record is from RefSeq and is a predicted model, not a curated record.